This is a messenger RNA of Scleropages formosus (Asian bonytongue), 724 nucleotides long. RefSeq names its product G0/G1 switch protein 2-like. The transcript has 2 exons. The record is from RefSeq and is a predicted model, not a curated record. The coding region runs from base 57 to 386 and encodes 109 amino acids. NCBI's taxonomy places the organism in Eukaryota, Metazoa, Chordata, Actinopteri, Osteoglossiformes, Osteoglossidae.
CAGCGCUGGGACGCGACCGUCGGUGCGGCAGGCGCUCCGCACACCGGUCUGCGCGAAUGGAGACCGUGCAGGAGAUCCUCCCGUUUGCCAGGGAGAUGCUGGGCCAGGGGGCAAACCGACGCAUGUUCAGAGUGUACUUUGUGGGUGCCGCGGUGGCUGUCCUUGGCACGGCGCUGGGCUUGCUGGAGAGCAUCUGCCAGCCUUUCUCCUUUGAUGAGCCGCUGGAUGAAGAACUGAGCCGGCUGGCGCUGCGUGAGAAGAGUGCAGCAAAAGAGCAGGGGCAGAACCUGGAGGAGACUGAGGCCUUGACGACUGAACCUAAGAAGCUGGACAUGCAAGUGGGGAAUGGAAGGAGAAAUUCAGCCAACAGGCUACAUGCCUCCUAGAAACAGCACCAAAAGUCAUCAUUGCACAUUGCCUCCUGUUUAUGAGAGUCGUUUAUAUGCCUGCGGUGGACUCUUAGUCCAAGAUGUUUAAGGUGCACUUUGUAUGAUUGAGGGUGGAAACAAGCGAUGACACUGAGCUCUGGUCCAUUCAUAAAAAACACAGUUUAAAGAGAGCCGGAAUUUACUGCUGUACCACUGGUGAUCAGCUGCAUUGUCUUUUUUUUUCACUGCUCUUUCUCUAUUUCUUCCAAACAGUCCAAUCAAUUAACAUUUUGUUUAAACUGAACUUGCACUCUUUCUCCCAGCUCCUACACUAAUAUACUCAUGUACACAAGUAA